Molecule: messenger RNA, 4353 nt
Organism: Daktulosphaira vitifoliae (grape phylloxera)
Lineage: Eukaryota; Metazoa; Arthropoda; Insecta; Hemiptera; Phylloxeridae
Gene: CaMKII
Product: calcium/calmodulin-dependent protein kinase type II alpha chain
Exons: 18
Coding region: 242-1978 (578 amino acids)
Biological process (GO): protein phosphorylation
Cellular component (GO): neuron projection; cytoplasm
Molecular function (GO): ATP binding; calmodulin binding; calcium/calmodulin-dependent protein kinase activity
Source: RefSeq, a predicted model, not a curated record
UGGAGAACGGCGUCCGUCGCAGAGCACCCGCACCGGCGUCCGCGGCGUUACGCACUGCACGUUACACACAAUCAAAUACUCUUUCUCGUCUACACGCGCGCGCAUAUUUUAUACAUAUAUAUAUAUAAAUAAUAAAACACAAAAAUAUAUUUUAUAUACAUCAUAUACGCGGUUUAAACGGAGCGCCGACCGGGCCCCCCUCGGUAACCGAACCACAUAGACAUACUUACGACACAACACGAUGGCUGCGCCGCUCGUAUGUACGCGAUUUAGUGACAAUUACGAGCUAAAAGAAGAACUCGGAAAAGGUGCUUUUUCCGUAGUACGUAAAUGUAUUCAAAAACACACGGGACUGGAGUUCGCAGCCAAAAUAAUCAACACAAAAAAACUAUCUGCCAGAGACUUCCAAAAAUUAGAAAGAGAAGCAAGAAUAUGCCGGAAGUUACAACACCCCAAUAUCGUUCGGUUGCACGAUAGCAUCCAAGAAGAAUUAUUCCACUACCUUGUGUUCGACCUUGUAACGGGUGGCGAACUUUUUGAAGACAUAGUAGCGAGAGAAUUCUAUAGUGAAGCAGACGCUUCUCAUUGCAUCCAGCAGAUACUGGAAAGCGUAAAUCACUGCCACACCAACGGUGUAGUUCACAGGGAUUUAAAACCGGAAAAUUUAUUACUGGCUAGCAAAAUUAAAGGUGCAGCAGUUAAAUUAGCUGAUUUCGGAUUAGCUAUAGAAGUUCAGGGCGAUCAACAAGCGUGGUUUGGUUUCGCUGGAACGCCCGGUUACCUAUCACCUGAAGUACUGAAAAAAGAGCCAUAUGGAAAACCAGUAGACAUAUGGGCCUGUGGUGUAAUACUUUAUAUUUUAUUGGUCGGUUAUCCACCAUUUUGGGAUGAAGACCAACAUAGACUGUACGCCCAAAUUAAAGCUGGCGCUUAUGACUAUCCAUCGCCCGAAUGGGAUACCGUAACACCAGACGCAAAAAAUCUUAUCAAUCAAAUGUUGACUGUGAACCCAGCUAAAAGAGUUACCGCUUCCGAUGCACUGAAACACCCUUGGAUAUGCUACCGUGAAAAGGUUGCUUCAGCAGUGCACAGACAAGAGACGGUCGACUGCUUGAAGAAAUUCAACGCCAGAAGAAAACUAAAAGGUGCCAUCUUGACAACUAUGCUGGCGACGAGGAACUUCUCCAGUAAGUAUGAUGUACACGGUCGUAGUAUUGUAACUACAAAAAAAGGAGACGGAUCUCAAGUAAAAGAAUCAACUGAAAGUAAUACGACUUUAGAAGACGACGAUGUUAGGGAAGACAAAAAAGGGACUGUGGACCGAAGCUCUACAGUAAUUGCCAAAGACGCAGAAGGAAAUACUGGCACCCCGCCACCAUCUCCGGCACCAUCAAACGUGUCCACCAGUAACGUGCUGGGCUUCUUCAAGAGUUCUUCGUCCACUUCAUUAGGAUCGAAGCCCAAUAAAUUGACCGUGAUUAACAACACAACUUCUGCGGUCGCCAACAAUUCCCAUAACGUUGUCACACAAGCACGUAAACAAGAAAUCGUCAAGAUAACCGAACAAUUGAUUGAAUCGAUCAAUAAUGCCGAUUUUGAAGGAUAUACAAAAAUUUGUGAUCCUCAUAUGACUGCGUUCGAACCAGAAGCACUUGGAAAUUUACUAGAAGGAAUGGAAUUCCACAAGUUCUACUUUGACCAUGAAUCUGUGUUGACAGUUUUAGGAAAGAACAGAGGAAUUAACACCACUGUACUAAAUCCUACAGUACAUUUACUUGGCGAUGACGCAGCCUGCAUUGCAUAUAUUAUACUUGUACAAUAUAUUGAUAAACAAGGGGUUCCCAGAUCACAUCAAUAUGAAGAGACGAGAGUGUGGCAUAGGCGUGAUAAUAAGUGGCAAAACGUGCAUUCACACAGGUCUGCAUCAGUAGCAUCCACCAACAGUGCGUUUCUCCCGUCGUCUGGCACAGGCAAAUAACCGAAAACAAACGUUGUUAAAUUGAAAAAUCAUUAUCCGAUGGUAAUAGAACAAAAAAAACCCAUACAAUUAGACGAUUUUUUGUUCCUUUUACUUUAUUUCAAUUAAUCUUCUACUAUUUUAAUUUUUUCUUUUGACUGAUAAUUAUGUUGAUUAUUUAUAAUGAUGAUAAAUAUUAAAUAUACAUAUAAAAGGCGUGUUAUAUGUAUAUUUUGUUGUUUUUAUUAUUAUAUUAAAAUUAUAAAUGGUUAAAUUAUAUAAAUCCUAUAUUAUAAAUAUUAUACCAACAUUUGAGAAGGUAGAUUACAAAAAUCCAUUAAAACAAAAAUAUUAAAGUAUCAACUUGUAAUAAUUUUAAAUGAGAAAACAGCUUAAUGAAGUUAAAACUAAUUUUGAAAUUUGAUUACAGUUUAGUGGGGUUGAAAUAUAUUAAUCAUAUAUACGUGAGAACUUUGCCUCCUAAAACUACCAUGCCCGGUUACAAUGUUUAUUCAAGUUAUUAAAAUAAUAUGUUGAUUAUAUUUGUUGAAUAAAAAUUGGGUUUAAUUUUUGCCAAUAAAAUUAAUAUUAAUAAAUUAUUAAAAAAACAACUUUUAUUUUAUAAUAUGAAUAUAAUAAAAUAAAUAAUUUAUUUGUUCAAUUCAACUUUAGAGAGGUUUAGUUCAUUUAAAUAUCCUCAAUAAAUAAAACUUUUCUUACAAAAAUUCGCUAUUCACAGAAAUUAAAAUAUUUAUUUAUACAAUUUUAAGCGCACCAAUUUACUAAAUUUGCACAUUACGUAAAAAUUCAAUAUCGAUGAUUUUUUGGCUUGGGCAUGUCGCAUUUUUAUUUUUCUUAUAAUUAGUAAUAAAAUUAUAACCCAUCAACCGAUAUUAAAAAUUAUAGGGGUUAUAGAUUAUAUAUAUAAUUAUAUAAAUUAUACUAAUAAUUAAACAUUAUUAAACAUAACAAAUCUGUUAAAUUAUGUGUCUCUAUUCAUCACAAAUUAUUAAAAUAAAAGUAUACACUUGCAUAGUUAUUGGUUGGGAUAUGGUUGUUACAUCCCACCCAUGACAAAAAUUGUUAUAUGCCAGAUAAAUUUUUUCUUUGUUUAAAGGGGGGGUCUGAAAAAUUUUCUUAUAUAUAUUCUUCUCGUAAUGAAACCCUAAUUACGCCAUUAAAAUUAUAUAAUUUCAGUUCAAAUUUAGAUUCUUAACUAAAUUUUUUUUACGGUUGGAAUUAGUUAAUGUUUGGUCAAUGUUUUUCAUUAAAAUUUAUAAAAUCUAAAAUAUGUAAUACAUAGUAUAUUAACUCUUGUGGAUUUUCUUAAAAUCGUUGAACAAUCUUAAGGUUGACAACAAACCAUUAUAAUCAUUUUGUAUAAUAUGAGGUUCCUAUUUGAGAUUAUCAAUUAUAAUAAUAAUAAAUAUAACAGAAAAAAUAUUAUUUUUCAUGAAUUUCAAAUAAAAACAUAAUAUCUUACUUUGUUAUAUUUUAUGGUAUUAGUAAAUAAAGACAUCCAGUUAAAAAUUAUGUUAAAAUUUAUCAUACAUAAGAAAUAACAUAUUACUAAAUUUUAUUUCAUUAUAAAACUUCAAUAUUGUUUUUUCUAAUAUUUUUAUCACGGUUAUAAUGUUUUAUUAUAAAACAGCAGAAAAUGCUUCUUUUUGUUAAUAAUGUCUAAUAUAUAUAUAUAAACAAUUUAAAAUUAGAAAGAUAUUAUAACAUUUAUAAACCUACUUAUUAUUCAUACAGUAAUUAAUAGGCAUGUAUCCUAUGUAAAUUAUGUUGUAAAAUAUUACUACCUUUUCUUGUAUGAUUAAUUUUUAAGUACAUCAUGUUGUUCUUUCACCUCACACUUGUAUAUUUAACCUUAAGAAGUGUAUUUAAUUAUAAUAAUUCUAGUCAAACUAAAUUUUGUUUAUUUUUAUUAUUAGGGUUUAUAAAUGUAUAUUAUUACAAUAUAUAAGUUAAAAAUUUAAGCGAGUUCAAAAAAUUAAAUCUAUUCUCUCCUCGCUAACUGUGAUCGGUUUUCAUGCAGAGGAAAUUAAUUUAAAGAUAAUUAUUGCUGUUUUUUUUAGCAUUUUAAAGGUUUUUAACUAAAUAUUGAUUCUACAUAAAAUAUUAUAACAAAAAGACUGGUGCUUUAUGUUCACUAUUUAAACUAAAUUUUCUUUCAAUUUUUAAAUUUGUGAGUUUUUCAAAAUAUAAUUGUUUUUUAAAUUAAUUUAAUAAAUCACAUUUCUGAAUAAUGUAAAAUUAUUAAACAACUUUAUUUUAUUUAUAAUUUAAUGUUUUGUGAUGAUUUUGAUCAUCACAUUCUUUGUAAUUUGUUAAUUGUAUUAUUACUUAUUAUUAUAUAUAUUCUAGCUCUAUAACUUUGUUGUUGUUACUUC